UCACUCGGGCUGCUGGGGAGUUUUGUGGAAGUUGCGAAGUCCCGGCGCCUGCACUGCGCGGUCGGCGCGGCAGCGGACGGGCGGCCGGAGCCCAGCGCGCACCCAGCACCCCGCCGCCGCCGCCGCCGGGCCCGCCAUGGAGCACCAGCUCCUGUGCUCCGAGGUGGAGGCGGUGCGCCGCGCCUACCCCGACGCCAACCUGCUCAACGGCCGGGUGCUGCGCGCCAUGCUCAAGGCGGAGGAGACCUGCGCGCCCUCCGUGUCCUACUUCAAGUGCGUGCAGAAGGAGAUCCUGCCGUCCAUGCGCAAGAUCGUGGCCACCUGGAUGCUGGAGGUCUGCGAGGAGCAGAAGUGUGAGGAGGAGGUCUUCCCGCUGGCCAUGAACUACCUGGACCGCUUCCUGUCGCUGGAGCCGCUGAAGAAGAGCCGCCUGCAGCUGCUGGGGGCCACCUGCAUGUUCGUGGCCUCCAAGAUGAAAGAGACCAUCCCGCUGACCGCCGAAAAACUGUGCAUUUACACCGACAACUCCAUCCGGCCGGACGAGCUGCUGCAAAUGGAGCUGCUCGUGGUGAACAAGCUCAAGUGGAACCUGGCCGCGAUGACCCCGCACGACUUCAUCGAGCACUUCCUCUCCAAGAUGCCGGAAGCCGAAGAGAACAAGCAGAUCAUCCGCAAACACGCGCAGACCUUCGUCGCCCUGUGCGCCACAGACGUCAAGUUCAUUUCCAACCCGCCGUCCAUGGUGGCGGCCGGCAGCGUGGUGGCCGCCGUGCAAGGCCUGCACCUGGGGAGCCCCAACAGCUUCCUGUCCUGCUACCGGCUGACGCGCUUCCUGUCCAGGGUGAUCAAGUGUGACCCAGACUGCCUGCGUGCCUGCCAGGAGCAGAUCGAGGCCCUGCUGGAAGCCAGCCUGCGCCACGCCCAGCAGAACCUGGACCCCAAGGCCACCGAGGAGGAGGAGGAGGAGGAGGAGGAGGCCGACCUGGCCUGCACGCCCACCGACGUGCGGGAGGUGGACAUCUGAGGGGCCGCGGACCUGGCUCUCCGGGAGGGAAGCGUCCUUCUCCAC
Lepus europaeus (European hare) is the source of this 1069-nucleotide messenger RNA. RefSeq names its product cyclin D1 (gene CCND1). Lineage: Eukaryota; Metazoa; Chordata; Mammalia; Lagomorpha; Leporidae. Gene Ontology annotation, molecular function: cyclin-dependent protein serine/threonine kinase regulator activity. The record is from RefSeq and is a predicted model, not a curated record. Gene Ontology annotation, cellular component: cytoplasm; nucleus; cyclin-dependent protein kinase holoenzyme complex. The coding region runs from base 137 to 1024 and encodes 295 amino acids. The transcript is spliced from 5 exons. Gene Ontology annotation, biological process: mitotic cell cycle phase transition; regulation of cyclin-dependent protein serine/threonine kinase activity; positive regulation of G1/S transition of mitotic cell cycle.